Molecule: messenger RNA, 516 nt
Organism: Homarus americanus (American lobster)
Lineage: Eukaryota; Metazoa; Arthropoda; Malacostraca; Decapoda; Nephropidae
Product: mucin-7-like
Exons: 1
Coding region: 1-516 (171 amino acids)
Source: RefSeq, a predicted model, not a curated record
AUGCCCCACUACUCAGAAGACGAUCAAUGCCCCACCACUCAGAAGACGACUAAUGCCCCACCACUCAGGAGACGGAUCAAUACCCCCACCACUAGAGAUGACCAAGGCCCCACCACUCAGAAGACGACCAAUGCCCCACCGCCUGGAGACGACCAAUGCCCCACUACUCAGGAGACGAUCAAUGCCCCACCACUCCAGGAGACGACUAAUGCCCCACCACUCAGGAGACGACCAAUGCCCCACACUCAGGAGACGACCAAUGCCCCACACUCAGGAGACGACCAAUGCCCCUACCUGAAGACGACCAAUGCCCCACUACUCAGAAGACGAUCAAUGCCCCCACCACUCAGAAGACGACCAAUGCCCCACCACUCAGGAGGACGACCAAUGCCCCAACACUCAGGAGACAGACCAAUGCCCCAACACUCAGGAGACGACCAAGGCCCCACCUCACCAGGAGAUGACCAUGUCCCCACCACUCAGGAGACGACCAAUGCCCCACCACUCAGGAGAUGA